UUUACUCAUAUUUGUAAAUGUAUGCUCGAGAAAAUGUAGGUAUUUUAGUAAUUUUUGAUGUGUCCUACAUUAGUAUAGUAUAAUCCAAAACUCAUAGUCUCAUACCCACGCUUUCUCUUCUCGGAACCUUUUUUUUAUAGCCUAAAAACCACCCUCCAUUGCCUCCAUUCCCGUUAUUUUCGUCACCAUUCACUCCACUUUUCUGUGUUCCUUAGGGUUAGGUUGUCAGUCUUUUAAAAUAGCCAGUACCAAUAUGACUAUCUACUUCGUUUCGUGUAACUUAUUCCGUUCUCAUUAAAACUUUUAAAAAUGGUAAUUGGUUCCUAAUUUGAGUUUCUCCUGUACAUUCUAAGUAAAAGUAAGUGUCCGAUCCCGUUUAAAUCCGUAUCUACGAUCAGAUCUUUGAAACAAUCGUACCAUGUCUUCGCAUCCAGACUCGUCAGCAGCGUCCGUCCUACCACCGCAAAAAUUGACUCAUAUCACCACUUACGGCGACAGCUUAUUCAUCAAAGUAUGGGGUGUAGUUGAAAAAGAUAAGGCUGAUUUCUUACACGACGUGAUCAAUAAAUUCGUUCCGAAACUGUCCAAAGAUGUAGAUCCACUCUGCAGUUCAUCAUCAGAAUUGAAACCGGGGAAAUUAGUUUUAGCGGUUUACGACAACCAAUUUUAUCGUGCGGAAGUAAAAAAAUUCGAUAAUAAUUGUGAGACCAGCAAGGAGGUUACUGUAUUUUUCAUAGAUUUGGGCGUAAUAACCUCUGUAAAUGUGAGCGAUGUACGUCUCGCAGACGUUAUAAUAGAUUCUUUUUCGAGUAAUAAGGGCUUCGCCGAAGAUUAUAUUUUGAAUGGAGUAAUCGCUAGUAAACAAUGGAACGAUGAAGAAUUAAAAUUGGCGAAUACGUUAUUGGAAGAUUGCGCUGGAAUAGGAAUCAGUUUCACCGGAAUUAUUUGUAAUAGACGAAUCAUCGAAGUUGGAUUUUGUACAUCAUUAAUCCAACAUGGAUUAGCUAACGUCAUUGCCGACGAUCUGCUAUGUCGCUUGAUCUACGAUCAUUGUGAUCUUAGUACAUGUUCGAAUAGCCAAAAUCAAACAUCUAUGCAGUAUAUUCAACCUGUUGAUCUAGCUUUGAGUUAUACGUAUUCUAGUACAUUACCGGUUGAUUCGAUUCACGAUGUAAUUAUUUCCCAUGUUAUAAAUGGAAUGAGCGAGUUCAGCGUUCAGUUGAAGAAAUGUGUCGACGUUCAUUUACCCGAGUUCAUGGCGAAAAUCAAUAAAAUCAGUCCAACACUGUUUACUAAUGAAAUAAAAUCAGGAGCUGUAUGUUUGGGUAGAUGUGCUCAAGAUGGAAAGCUUCGUCGUGCGGUAGUUUCUAAUGUGUUACCAGAAGGAGUAGCGUUAUACUAUGUAGACUUCGGAGGUUCAGAAAUAGUUCUUUUCAAUGAGGUUUAUACACUACCGAUCGAAUUUCUGCCGCAGCCAACUAUGGCGUAUCGGUUUUCUUUAGCAGACUCUAAUAGUGAUCAUACUCCUUUGACCAGCGAAGCCCACAGUAUAUUUACAAAAUUAAUCUCACAAGGAGAUACCUUAAAAUUAAGAGUAAUUGAACCACUGGAAAUGCAGCAGCGUUGCGAAUUAUUUGAAUGCGUCAAUGUGAAAUCUAAAGUACGCGAUCUCUUAAAAAUUAUGAAAUCGGCCGAAUACAAACAUAUGUCUUUCGAAAGAAAUCAAAUGAUUGACGUAAAUAUUCCGUACGCCGAGUCGCCUCUUAAAAUGCUGAUACAAUUGAAAAAAAAUCAUCACAUAUUGGAAGAAGUUAUGAAAUCAGUCGAGAAAAACAUCCUGCAUAUUGAAAAAAGCAGUGAUUUAGCUCGCCGAUUUGUUGUCAAGAAUACCGCAGUCUAUGCUCCUUAUGAAGACGAUAGAUUUUAUCGAGGAUUAGUGAUCGAAGAAGCUGAUGUAGAAGGUCGCAUUCGUGUUUUCUACGUAGAUUUCGGUCAGGAUUAUCUUGUCCACUGGAGUAAAAUUCAUUUUCCAGGAAAUGAUUCCGUUAUGAAUGUUCCGGCUCUGGCCACCGAAUGUGCUCUGAAUAUCGAUCCAGCCAUCGUAACUCAUCAAAAAGUCAUCGAUACUUUUUGGGAUUUCAUUGACUGUGACAAUCUCUCGAUGAGUGUUAAGGAUAUUUCAUCUUCGAAUAUCGUAUAUAUUGAUUUGAUAAACAAGGAUGGAUUAAGUCUGGAAAAUCUACUGAAGCAGAGUUAUGCUACUGCUUUAGCAAAAUUAACACCUGGUGAACUGAUCUAUAAAACUAUCUCCGAACAAGACGAUGAAGUCGAUUCAAGUCUGAUUUCAUACGUGAAUCCGGCGUAUAGAAAUAUGUUGAAAAUUCUCGAAAGAACGAGAUAUUCUUUUUUUUUAACAUCGUCAUACAAGCAAUACGGACCUCCACCAAACUGGAAUGGAGAAUCGCCCGGAGAAAGUUGUAAGGUCACCUUUAGAGGUAUCCCCCAAAAUGUUUGCGAAGAUGCGCUAAUUACGCAUUUUGAAAGAAUUGGUCAAAUUUACGAAUUUCGUUUGAUGAUAAAAAAAUCUGGAGAGCAUAUGGGCAUAGCUACAGUCGUUUUCGUCAACGAAGAAAUCACUGCUCUAGUAUUAAAGCAGCUAGCAUCGUUUGAAAACAUUUUCCCUGGAAUCCAGUUAACUCGUUUUGGAAUUAAAGAUUUGAUGCGAAUGGACAAACUGCAUCUUUGCAACAUUUGCACAAUUGAGAAGUUUCUCCCAUGCAUAUGCAUUAUCAAGAAACUAAAAGAAAUCACUAUUUUAAAAAACGAAGUGCGAAAAAUUAAAAAGCAAAUGCUCAACUCCAAAUUAAAAGAAAAACUCGAGCAAAUUGAUGAAAUUAAUCUAGCGAAGUAUUCAAUUCAUUCAUCCCUUAUCGAAUCUAAAAAAAACCAGCAGACAGCAAGCGAGAUUUCAGGGAUCAUAAAAACGUCUGCGGAUGCUGCUAAUUCAGAGUUUUCGUUGUCUGUGAAAACGCUUUGUAAAUUACACCGAUCUCUAAUGCCAGAAAAUGAACCUAGAGGAGAAAUAAAAUCGGCUGACAAUGUCAUACUUGGCGUAUAUUACAAGACAAUGACAACUACGCCAGUUAGCGAAAUUUCAGAAUCCUUAGAGAUUCUUGAUAUGACUGGAAAAGCUUUAUACGAUGCUGACUCCGAUGAUAUUCACGAAUUAGCCGCUGCAUCUAUAAUCAAACUGAUGAUGUUAAUGUACCACCCGUUCCCGGACGGCAACGGCCGGUUGAGCCGAUUGAUAUUCAGCCAAUAUUUAAAAUCCAAAGACGAUUCGUACCCAUGGAUCGUAUUUCCGUUUCGCGAGAAACAAAAAUAUUUCGCGUCCUUAUACGUAGCUGAGAGCCAAGAAGCAGAUAUGACUCCUUUUCUACAUUACAUCGCUGAUGUUGUCAAGAAAAAUCUACAAGUAUAUUUGAGUGAACUACAAACCACAAGAUAGGAAAAGCCCGAUGAUUAUUUAAUCCACCUUGUAUUUUCUUAGGUUCCUUUAAAGAAAUUUAACUAUACGGAAUGUUCCUUUUUUUAAAAGACUGGUGCAAUUUCAAACUAUGUGAUUGUGUGUUUUUAUCGCUUUUUAUCCCAUAAUUGGAGUUGUGUUUACUCGAUGGGUAAUUUUGUCAUUUUUUAAAAAUCGUAUAGGUAAAUGUAGUGAUGUUAAUAAUGUGUAAAAAAAUAAUAAUUUGCACUCAUGAAGGAUAUAA
Messenger RNA from Planococcus citri (citrus mealybug), 3770 nucleotides. RefSeq lists its product as uncharacterized. NCBI's taxonomy places the organism in Eukaryota, Metazoa, Arthropoda, Insecta, Hemiptera, Pseudococcidae. The coding region runs from base 419 to 3508 and encodes 1029 amino acids. Gene Ontology annotation, molecular function: RNA binding. The transcript has 14 exons. The record is from RefSeq and is a predicted model, not a curated record.